UUCGAUUGGACAGCUUAAAAAAUAGAAAAUAUUGUCUCAUGUUUGAUCACACAAAGGUUCGUUUUCUUCAUUUAAAAAGAUCUCAUUAAAAACGACUGGAUAUAUAAAUCAUUAGGGAAUCCUUUUUAGCAAAAGACCAAAAAUUCACUUAAGCUAAGCGGUAUGAAGUUACAAGUGAUUAUAAUAGCCUUAAACUGUGUGUUUAACCUGAGCUUUUGCGCCGACGAUUCUCGCGAAUUUAUUACAAUUGAUGGAAUCAAAGUUCAAAUAAAAGACAAAAGCAACGCUUUAGAGACACCAGAAAAGGCGAAGAAAAAAAUCAAGGAAACUGAAAGCAGCCAAGACAAGAAAGAAGAUUUCUACGAGGAUCCCUUAACAGAAGAAGAUCUUGAAGAGGAUGACGAGGAGACUACCCGACAUUUACCGACGCCAUGCCACGUUUGUAGACUCCUAGUAGCCGAAGUCGAGGAUGGACUUGCAAAAUUUGGAGAUGUACGAAAAGAGAGAGUAAACAAGCCACCGAUAUACUGGAAAGAGGAGAGAGUAAUGCUUCUUGCAAUUGAAGAUCUGUGCGUUAGAAUGCGCAAGUACAAUGUUCGGAGAUCACAUCCGUUCAGGUACAAAAAAGGAGUCAAAAGCACGUUCAGACGCGAAGUUGAAGAACUAACAUCAGCCUCGAAAAUACCUAAGUUCGUCUGGCUUACACCGGAAGAGAAUCUUGACGAUCCGACAGGCGAGAUUGGGCGGCUAGAGAAGAAGUGUAAAAAGAUGUUGGUCGCCGAACAACACAUGCUCGUACAUUGGUUCAUGAAGGAGCAGUCACGUGACCUGACCACGUGGCUCUGUGCCAACAGAGUGCUGAUCGGAGAGGACCAAGCUCUAUUACCUCGAGUGUUCCACCAAACGCCACCAUAGAGCCGAGCAGUACAAUCAUGGAGGUGAAGAAAGGACCUUUGGACGACACCAAGUCCGGAUCGGUCAUGUACUACAACAAGUGACAAAAAAAACUCUUUGAAAACAACAGCUUUAAGGUUUAAUGUUGGUUCUCACUUGGACAUAAGCGCAAGCGCAGCGCACGUAAUUUUCCGAUUCUCACUGGAACGUAGCUUAAGAAAACGCAACUGCUUGAUUUUCUUGCGCUUAUGUUUGACCGAUUCUCACUUGUGUUGCGUUUCCGUUUGCGUCGUAGUGAGAACCAGCCUUGAGAGAUAUUAUACACUGCUGUUAUAAUAAAGAACACCAUUGAGUCA
Nematostella vectensis (starlet sea anemone) is the source of this 1250-nucleotide messenger RNA. Its product is annotated as protein canopy homolog 3. The transcript has 6 exons. The record is from RefSeq and is a predicted model, not a curated record. NCBI's taxonomy places the organism in Eukaryota, Metazoa, Cnidaria, Anthozoa, Actiniaria, Edwardsiidae. The coding region runs from base 163 to 915 and encodes 250 amino acids.